This is a messenger RNA of Asterias rubens (European starfish), 4362 nucleotides long. RefSeq names its product adenylate cyclase type 5-like. Gene Ontology annotation, cellular component: plasma membrane. The record is from RefSeq and is a predicted model, not a curated record. Bases 227 to 3934 code for a protein of 1235 amino acids. Gene Ontology annotation, biological process: intracellular signal transduction; adenylate cyclase-inhibiting G protein-coupled receptor signaling pathway; cAMP biosynthetic process. NCBI's taxonomy places the organism in Eukaryota, Metazoa, Echinodermata, Asteroidea, Forcipulatida, Asteriidae. The transcript has 20 exons. Gene Ontology annotation, molecular function: adenylate cyclase activity.
UCUGACAAAAUGGCCACCUCCUCAUCAACACGCCAGACGACCACCGCAAAAUCGUACCAAAGGACCGUUUUAGACCACACAAAGACGCUGAAAUGCUACAUUUGGAUUCAAGGCUGCCUAGUGAUCACCAUGCAUUAGCAAGUCAAUGAUGAGUGUGUGUGCGGUAUAGUAGUUGGCAACGGGCCAUCCCUUAGUGUCGUUCAAGAAGCAGUGACCAGCCAGCCUCAUGUCAGCCCAGAGCAACACAGCCGAGCUCAGCCCGAGCCAGUCGGCGCCAGGUUCUGCUACAAGUGGGAGCAGCAUACAACGCACUGCAUGGAAAGAAGAGGACGAAAAACAAGCCUUAUGCGUGGAUGAAAGCGCCGAGAAGAAAAAGAAACAGCAUAAAUUACGACACAAAGUUGACGUGGGACCUGAGAGUGGUGAGGAGAUAGAUCACGUCGACUUGCCUUCAACGGGCGAGAUAAACAGAACCAUGCCGCCCGGGGGCACCAGUAAGAAUCACCAGAGACCCGCCAGUGCUACAUCAAGUAAAAGCCGGAAGUCAGCCUGGGAUGCGACAGAGCCAAAAGAUGCGGGGAUGCACGAAGAGAAGAAGCCCGGUAAGAUGCGACCGGGGAAGAUAACCGCCGAGAUGGGGAAGAACGGAGAUGUCCAAGUCCGAUCUGUUGAACUUCAGGAAGUGAACGGUCGGGGGGUACGAGAGCGCGACGAGACGCGACGCGGCUCAUCGUGCAUGGAAUCCAUCAAAGGAAUCUCAAAGGUAUUCAAGUCCAAGAAGUUUAAAUCGCAGCAGCUGGAGCAACUUUAUCAGCGUUAUUUCUUCAGCUUGAACAAGAGUUCCCUGACAAACCUUUUGAUUCUGAUCAUCAUUAUUCUCAUUGUGAUGAUCGUCUUUCAUUACGUACCUGGGUUAAUACUUCCGGUCAAGGGGAUUUUACUAGGUUUUCUAAUUAUUGUGUUUUGCGUCAUGCUCGCUCUGUGCUACCGGAGUGCAUUUAGCCAGUUCCAGCUCAGCGUUGACUGCUACAUUGUUAUCGUUUCGUUAGCAGCUGUUACCAUCAUCGACGUAUUGGAUGCGUAUCCGCGCUCGGCAUCUAAAGGAGUUUGGACGACGCUUUUCUUCAUUUACAUGGUUUACACACUGUUACCGAUCAGGAUGCGUCUGGCAGUUAUAAGUGGCUUAUCCUUUGCCGUCAUUCAUAUCAUUUGCGCCAUUGCCAAGAAUUAUAUGGACACAUUUCUAUGGAAACAGAUUCUUGCUAAUCUGUUCAUCUUCGUUUGCGGCAACCUCGCUGGUGUCUUCACCCAUUACCCAACGGAAGCUGCACAGAGACAGGCAUUCCUAGAGACAAGGAGGUGUAUAGAGGCCAGACUCACCACACAAAGAGAAAAUCAAGAACAGGAACGGCUUCUCCUAUCGGUGUUGCCACGGCAUGUUGCCAUGGAGAUGAAAGCGGACAUCGCCAGCAAGAGAGAGGACAUUCAGUUUCAUAAGAUCUAUAUUCAGAGACAUAGUAACGUCAGUAUCCUUUUUGCUGACAUCGAGGGGUUCACUAAGCUGUCCUCCCAGUGUACUGCCCAGGAGCUUGUCAAGAUACUCAACGAGCUGUUUGCCCGCUUCGAUAAACUCGCUCAGGAGAACCACUGCCUGCGCAUCAAGAUUCUUGGUGAUUGUUACUACUGUGUAUCAGGUCUCCCAGAUCCCCGCCCGGACCACGCCCACUGCUGUGUAGAGAUGGGCUUGGACAUGAUUGAAGCCAUAUCAUUGGUGCGUGAAGUUACACAGGUAAACGUCAACAUGAGAGUGGGUAUACACAGCGGCAAGGUGCAUUGCGGUGUACUUGGCAUGAGAAAAUGGCAGUUUGAUGUCUGGUCUAACGACGUGACGCUCGCCAACACCAUGGAGGCUGGUGGGAUGCCAGGGAGAGUUCACAUAACGACAUCAACGUUGAAGUUCCUUAAUGGAGAUUAUGAAGUGGAGCCCGGUAAUGGGAAGGAUCGUAAUGCGUACCUCCGAGAUCAUAACAUUGACACGUACCUCAUUAUCGCUAAGGGGCCUCGAAAGAACGACGAUCUCAACAACUCGCCGCUGACGUCCAAUGGAGAGCAUCGAGGUCGGUCCUCAUCUGUUGCCCAGCUUGAGAGCUGGGGUGCUGAGAAGCCCUUCUCAAACUACCUUUCGACGGUGCCGCACAAAACUAAGGACCUAAGGAAACACUUUGAUGGCGACCGCCCCGCUGGACAGGCAAACCUGGAAAACAAGCUCGGCCUGAAGGAUACAAAGCAGAACCGAAGUGAUCCCGAUGAGGAGGUGAAUGAGUUUCUAGGUCGCGCCAUCGACGCUCGUAGCAUCGACAGGUUACGGUCCGAGCACGUCAAACGACUCACACUGACAUUCCUUAAACCAGAACUGGAAGAGAAGUACUCUAAAGUUCGGGACCAUAUGUUCAGUUCCUACAUGGUGUGUGCUUUCCUUGUCCUUAUCAUCAUCUGCAUAGUACAGCUCGUCAUUUUUCCAAAGACCUUGGUGAUGCUGGCAGUGUUCCUUAGCACAAUCGUUUUCCUGGCGUUCACAUUAUUCAUUGUUCUGGCUGAGAAAUGUUUUUGUGUGCCGGAUCGUUUCGCUUGGAUAUCCCACGGGAUUCUGGAGAGUCGAAGCUUAAGUUCCGUCAUCGCCGUCGGUACGGUCAUCAUUAUAUUUGUAGCAUCAUUCACAUCAAUGGUCGCAUACGACACAACAAGCCUCCGUUCCUGCCUAGCUACCAUGUAUAACAUCAAUGAGUCGUCAGUUGGAUUUGACCAAGUCAAUGAUAGUGGUCUGGUUUUAGGGGAUGAAGAGCCUACCAGUAAUGUCUGCCAAGAGGACCGGCCUGCCUGCCACUUUCCUCAGUACUUUACGUUCUGCGUGAUGCUAGUCAUGAUAAGUUGUGCAGUGUUCCAGCAACUAGGCAGCAUGACCAAGCUGUGUCUACUCUUUCUUAUCGGAGGUAUCUUCACUGCUAUCAUCGAGACCGUCGAAGUGGAGCUCUUCAACAAUAGUGACUUACUGCACGAAGCUCAUGUUGGGUUGGAACAGCCCUAUUAUAUCUCCAUGAAGAUCACUGGUCCGGUGUUGAUCCUGGUUUACAUCUUUGCUCUGUGGAGUCAUGGCAUACAAGUAGAGUCCACGGCCAGACUUGACUUCUUAUGGAAACUUCAGGCAACGGAAGAGAAAGAUGAGAUGGCCAACCUCCAGGCUUACAACAAACGUCUCCUCAACAACAUCCUCCCGUCCUUCGUUGCCGAGCAUUUCCUCAAGAACAACACUAAGGACAUGGAUCUGUACUAUCGGGCGAACGAUUUCGUCGCUGUGAUGUUCGCCAGCAUAACGAAUUUCUCUGAUUUUUACGUCGAGCUGGAAGCAAACAACGAGGGGGUGGAAUGCCUCCGACUCCUUAACGAGAUUCUUCAUGAUUUUGAUGAGAUUAUUGGCGACCCAAAGUUUUUCCAAAUUGAGAAAAUAAAGACGAUAGGAAGCACCUACAUGGCAGCAUCAGGGCUUACAGAUGAGACAUUUGAUCGGGAGAACAACGGGCACGUUGUUGCGCUGGCCGACCUGGCUUUCCAUCUUCUGGCCCAGCUACGAUACGUCAAUGAACAUUCAUUCAAUAGCUUCAAGAUGAGAGUCGGUCUGAAUGUUGGACCUGUUGUGUCAGGCGUUAUUGGAGCACGCAAACCUCAGUACGACAUCUGGGGGAACACGGUCAACGUUUCCAGCCGUAUGGACAGCACUGGAGUCCCAGAUAAAAUACAGGUCACGCAAGAGAUGGCUAACAUUCUGCAGCCAAAGGGCUACACCCUCAUAGAACGAGGGUACGUAACGGUCAAGGGCAAAGGUGAAAUGCUGACCUUUUUUCUGGAGGGGACACCAAACAAGAUUGACAUACGGUGACCGGACAAUCACGCCACAGUAUUUUGUAUCAGUUUUAUAGUUAUAUGUUCCAAUUUUGUCCUUCUUCCGUCGUCGUGGGACUUCCCUGCUGGUUUUUUUUGUGUCUCGGGAAGAAGAAAAAAACAUGUUUCAUUGGCAGAAAGAUUCUUUACAAGAAUCUGUGCAAGCGAUUAGCCCAUCCCAGCGGUCCUGGAUAGACUGGCCGCUGGGGCCGAGCAAAAGUAUGCCUUUCAAACUUUUAAAUGAGAACAGCGCCCUCAAUUUACCAAAAGAUUAUCUUACACAAACCGACAUUUUUAGUGAGGCUGUUUUGCCACGGAACGACAAUGUUAGUAUUUAUAGGCAGUGGAAACUACUGGUAAUUACUCAAAAUAAUUUUUUGCAUAAAACCUUUCCCGAUUACGAGUAAUGGGGAAAGGCUGAUAGUA